AUGGCGCUUAAAACAAAAGGUCUUUUCGUCAUUGGGGCCAAACGAACGCCAUUUUGUAACUAUGGUGGACCUCUCAAAGAAGUGACUGCCUCGCAUAUUUUUGCCGCUGCAGCAAAAGAUGCUAUUGAUUCUGCCAACAUUAAGUCUGAUAUUAUAGAUUCUACAGUAGUGGGGAAUAUAAACUUUCUCAGUCAGUGCGAUGGCGGAAAGACUCCUAGGUACUGUGGGUCCUACUCGGGCGUUCCAAUAGAACGACCGGCGUUAGGGGUCAAUAAGGCUUGCGGGACAGGUUUACAGGCAGUGGUUUCUGGCGGCAUGGAUAUCUUAACUGGAUCGGCUAAGGUGUGUCUUGUUGGUGGCACUGAGCUAAUGUCGUCCCUUCCCAUGCUGGUUAGGAACGUUCGGUUCGGGACUAUUCUAGGUGCGAAGUACCAAAUGGAAGACCAUAUAAAAAGACAGCUAGUAGACAGCUUUUGCGGGUUGGGCAUGGACGAGAUAGCGGAAAAUUUAGCAAAACGAUAUAAGUUCUCCAGGGAAGCUGUCGAUCGAUAUGCAUUGGAGAGUCACUUGAAAUGUACUUCAGCUGCAGAACAGACAAUAUUCGAGGACGAAAUCACCCCUGUAUUAAACAGUGAUAAUGAAGAAAUUGUUGCGAAAGAUGACAUUCCGCAAACGGAUUUAACUUUAUCCGAACUAGCUGCGCUGCCUUUGGCGUUAAACGGCGGUUCUGUCGUCACUUCUGGUAACUCUUCGGUGCCGGCAGAUGGCGCGGCGGCGCUGAUCUUAGCUAAUGAGGAGUCGGUAAACAAUCAUCAGCUGACGCCGCUGGCCAGACUGACGGCGUGGGCAACUGUUGGCGUGAAUCCGACGGAAGCUGGUCUAGGGGCCGUCCUCGCUGUCCAGAAACUGCUCGCCGCGACCGAAAAGAAGAUACAGGACGUUGAUUUGUUCGAGAUAAACGAAACAUUCGCUUCACAAGCGAUGGCUAUAAUCGAAGAACUGAAAGUAGAGAGCAAUAAGGUGAACAUCAGCGGAGGCGCAUUGUCCAUUGGCCAUCCUGUGGCCGCCACAGGGGCUAGAAUGGCAACACAUUUGGCACACCGGAUACGAAGGAAUAAGGCGAGGAUAGCAGUGGCUGCUUCGAGUUGCGGCGGCGGGCAAGGCAUUGCUAUCAUGUUGGAGUCUGCA
Molecule: messenger RNA, 1188 nt
Organism: Iphiclides podalirius (scarce swallowtail)
Lineage: Eukaryota; Metazoa; Arthropoda; Insecta; Lepidoptera; Papilionidae
Source: the annotation of a GenBank genome assembly